CAAGACAAAGUUAUGCAUUCUCUUUCAAAGAGGUCAUUGUCACAGGCAGAGCUGUUCAUUUGCCCAUGGGGAUACUGAACUUAGGAGGUUUUCCGGUUCAGGCAGUGUAGUAAAACUAAAGCUGGGGUAUUGCCAGAGGAUGGAAUGUUAAAUGUAUUGUCAUUUUCUUGAAGAUGCUGGAAUUAUGAUUGGGUCAAAGCUAUUGGAAACAUCACUGGUCUUAUUUAUCUCAGAUUGUUAUUGGACAUAUUAUUUUGAUUUUCCUUGAUGAUGGUUAGCUGUUGUCAUGGGCCAAGACAUGGAUAUACGAGUUGAUUCCAUGAUUAUAAGUUCAUAACCCCACUAAUGCUGCCUUAUGGCCAGGGUUGAACUUGCAUUUGUAUCAGGUUGUCUGGAUCUUCUUUGUGCAGCUAUUUGGUAUUUUAAGUACUAGAUUACUUAUUCUUUACUUUAAUGACAUUAUUAUGCUGAUGGUUUAUUGAGCUUUGGGAGGUAGUAUCUACUAUGGAGAACUGAGGUCUUAGUAACUAAACUAUAAUGUCCCUAUGCUCUCCUCAGGGUUUCUGCUAUGUGAUUUUCAUUUAUAGGAAUCUUUGAUGAAUAUCAACGUGUUUAUCUUGAAAUUUUUUUUUAUUGGUUUUAUGGAGGGCAACAUGGUUCUCACAUCAUUACAAAGUCCUUUGCAACUUAAUUAUGAUGAAGGUUUCCAUGGGUUGAGAACUUCUGCAGAUUAUUCUGGCAAGACAGUCUGGUCUCAUGAUGGAAGGUGCAUCUAUAUGUUGUUUAUUGGUUCAGGAUAUUUUUCUUAUUGCUCAAGAAGGCAGCUGUACAGUCCAUCAUCUAUUAUUCACUUCUUUGAUAUUCAAAGGAUUUCCUCUCCUGUAUUAGCUCAUAUGCUGGUAUAGCCACUGUCUUGAUUUUAGAAGGCAUAUUAACUUGCAUGGCCUUUUUUGGAAUUCGCAAGCAGGCGAUAUUGCUAUCCAUUAUUAGCUUUUCAUAUUGUUCAUUGUUAUGGUAAGGUAGGUGGGAUUAUCGUGGUAGCGACCUGAGGGAUAAACUUGACCGAAGGCACUCUCCAUAUCGAAGGCUUUCACCUGGCAGAGACAGAAGAGGUCGGCAUGCAUUUCAUGGUCAGAGACUAGUUCCAUAUGACAGGGGGUAUGGCACUUCAAGGUCGCCAGAGAAAGAGAGAAAAGGUAAUUGUUGUAACAUUAGGGCCGAAUCUUCGAGUGAAUGGAUGCUUGUUUUCCAUUUCCGAUAUGAAAUUCACUUUGGGACACCCAUUUUGGAAAGAAAACCAUGAAGAUCUAUGCUUCAUCUUGACUAUUUUUAGUUGGCUUCGGUCCAUCAAGUCAAAGAAAAUCAUGUGUGAUAGAAGACAUAGGAAGAGGCAACCUGCUGAUGGGCAUCUUAGUGAUACAUCUGAAGGCCUCAAAAUCUCUGCUGAUGAUGAUUCUCGAGAAAGAGAUGGAAACAACUUGGAUGGAAAAGAUAUGCUUGAGGAACAGCUAAGGCAAGCACAGCUUGACAUAGAUAUGCUUGACGACCAUAAGAACCAAUUGGAGAUGUGCCUUGAGGAGAAGGUAGAAGAAGCUGACAGUCUUUCUGCGCGAAUGCACGAACUUGAAUCACAAUUGAACAAAGAGCAAGAAGAUUGCGAGAGGAUGUCAUCGAAAGUGAAGAAGUUUGUAAAAGCUUACAUGCAUUAUAUUCGAGCACAAGAGGAGCUCAAGAGGACACAAGCCCGCCUCCAGAGGUUAAGCGACCAAUUUUCUAUGGAUCCUUUGAGACCUACUGCCACUGAAGAGGAUUCUAGUGUUAAUAUCAUUAGUGAUGUAGAAGCAAAUAACGAUAAUUUGACGAUCACAAGGAGUCAGGCCUUGAACCAUUUAUCGCCAAUCAAGAACAGAAUGCAUGUCAGUCAAGGUACCAGUGAAGAUGCAAAAUCUGGAAAUUUGCGGAAGCGAGUACGUUCAGCAGGAACAGCCAGAGCAGAGAAAUUAAUUAAAUUGGACAGAUCUGCCCCUAAACAAGAAAAGAACCGGGAAGCUGAAGCUGCAAAUUCUACUCAUGCAAACCACGAUGCCGAUAGAAGAUUAGCUAAAGAAAAUAAAUCCAACAGAAAAAAGAACACCUGGAAUGCUUCUCCUGUCAAUAGUAUCCCUGCAGACAAGGGACACAUGGUCCCCUCAACAAGCAUGGCUGCACAUGCUAUGGAUGAGCUAAUUGAAGCUGUUGAGAUUGAUGAAAAAUCAGAAGCUGCAGCUAAUUGUGCAGCAUUAGAGGAGGAUCUCCGUUCUCUAUCAGACACCAAUGUGGACAAAGUAGGAGGCUUGGGACCUUUUAGACCUGUGCCACCACCUGCUGUUCCUCCAAAUGUUUACAGCCAGUACAAGGGAGAUGAUGAGGAUGCGGAAGUGGAAGUGGAUGUGGAGGCAGUUGCGGACGGGAGUGAAAUUGAAAUCGAAUGAGACGGUCGUGUAAAAUAUUUUGUUAUUGAUGCUGAAAGAAAAUAGCUCAAGGUCCUGUGAGGUGCUUUUGUUUUUUAUCUUUUUUCUUGGCAUUCUAACAUGCCUGAAAUUUAUUUUUCUUCCAAAUUUAUCCUUGUAAGAUUUACAUUCUUGUCUUGGAAUUUCUUGUUGGUUGUGUUUGUGUUGCUGAAAAGGUUAUUAUUCAAUUUAGAUGUCAGCUUAGUAUGGUAUGGUCCUAGUUUGUACACGCUUUUGAAAUUUGAAAAUUAGUCAGAUGGUUAGAGUUCAGAUAA
Molecule: messenger RNA, 2764 nt
Organism: Amborella trichopoda
Lineage: Eukaryota; Viridiplantae; Streptophyta; Magnoliopsida; Amborellales; Amborellaceae
Source: RefSeq, a predicted model, not a curated record